UUCUCCCAGCCGGCCGUCCGCUCUCACCAUUGCAAAAAAGAGGAUGGCAGAGCCUCCCAUGUCAUGUGAUUGUUUUGUGUCCUUGCCCCCUGGCUCUCGCGAUGACCAUGUGAUUUUUGGGAAGAACUCCGACCGUCCCCGGGAUGAGGUGCAGGAGGUGUCCCACCACCCUGCGGCAUCUCACCCUCCAGGCUCCAUGCUGGAGUGCACGUUCAUCCAGAUCCCUCAGGUGGAGCAGACUCACGCUGUCAUCCUCAGCAAACCUGCCUGGAUGUGGGGCGCCGAAAUGGGAGCCAAUGACCAGGGAGUCUGUAUUGGGAAUGAGGCUGUCUGGACCCGAGAGCCCAUCGCUCCAGGAGAGGCUCUGCUGGGCAUGGACCUCGUCCGACUGGGGUUGGAGCGCGGUGACAGCGCCUGGGCGGCGCUGACAGUGAUCACCGGCCUCCUGGAGCAGCAUGGCCAGGGGGGACAGUGCAGGGAGGAUCCUGCGCCCUUCAGCUACCACAACACCUUCCUCCUCGUGGACCGCAACGAGGCCUGGGUCCUGGAAACCGCUGGGCGGCUGUGGGUGGCGCAGAAGGUCACGGAGGGCGUGAAGAACAUCUCCAAUCAGCUGACCAUCGGUGCGGAGGUCUCUGCAGAGCACCCGGAGCUGCGGAGCGUGGCCCAGGCUCAGGGCUGGUGGGACGGUGAGGGAGAGUUCAACUUCUCUCAGGUGUUCAGCCCCGAGAACCCGCCCGCCAGGAUGGAGCUGGCCAAGCAGCGCUACAAGGGAGGCACAGAGCUACUCCAGCAACAUGAUGGCUCAGUGACGGCAGAGGUGAUGAUGUCCAUUCUGCGGGACAAGCCCAGCGGCAUCUGCAUGGACUCUGGCGGUUUCUGCACCACAGGCAGCAUGGUGUCUGUCCUGCCCAGAGACACCAGCCUGCCCUGCAUCCACUUCUUCACUGCCACCCCGGACCCCUCCAGGUCUAUAUUCAAGCCUUUUAUCUUCACGGACUGUUCCACCCCAGUGCUGAGGGUGGUCUCCCCGCAGUUUGGCCCAGAGGACCCCGUCAGGAAGCAGCCUCGCUUUCAGAGCCAGGUGGACCGCAGACACGACCUGUACAAGGCCCACCAGGUGGCGCUCAGCAACAUGGAGACCAACCCGGACGAGGGCUUAGCCAUCCAUGAGAUUCUGAGGGAGCUGGAGUCGCAGUGUCUGAGCGAGAUUUCAGCCAUGCUGAAUGGAGAGAUACCAGGGGACGAACUGGGGGACUUGUUUUUUGAUUGUGUGGAUACAGAGAUUAAGUUCUACCAGUGAGGAGCGCCCUCAGGUGGACAUCCCCAGCUCUCGCACAGUUCGCAGGUGAAGGCCCUGGGACUGAAAAAAACUCUGUGUUCCUCGUCAGAUGGGCCUCCGCCUCACUCACACAACACACAUCCCUGACACCAUUCCAUCCUUAACACAGAAUAAAUGUCUAAACCACACCUGUGAUUGGAGCAUUUUAAUCAUCUGUCACCCAGGGAGCAAUGGCUGCACCUCAUUAGUGAGUAUAAUGAUGUAGACUACACAGGCGUCUAUGUAGAGCUGUGUGAAGUUGCACAAAUACUGUGAAUAUGGCAUUUGUUUAAAAUUUCGUCUGUUGUUGCAAAUGACUGGGUUGUCAUUUGAUGGCUACCUGUAGGGAAGGAUCUAAUAAAGAAUGUGCAUAGUGUGUCCUGAGUGUGUUGUGAGCUUUCUGGUUACCCAGGUGGUGUGGCUGUAGGUAUUGUGUGGAGUAUGCAUUAUUUUGUAUUUUGUGUGAUAAAAAAUGAAUUGCAAAUAUAGAAAUAAAUGGAUGCUACCUCCUUGACGUUAAAUGCAAAAUAAUAUACUGUAUUUGAGUGAUUACUAAUAAGUUACCAC
Messenger RNA from Chelmon rostratus (copperband butterflyfish), 1888 nucleotides. It is a transcript of the gene scrn2, whose product is annotated as secernin 2. The transcript has 9 exons. Lineage: Eukaryota; Metazoa; Chordata; Actinopteri; Chaetodontiformes; Chaetodontidae. The coding region runs from base 44 to 1303 and encodes 419 amino acids. Gene Ontology annotation, molecular function: dipeptidase activity; cysteine-type exopeptidase activity. Gene Ontology annotation, biological process: proteolysis. The record is from RefSeq and is a predicted model, not a curated record.